Molecule: messenger RNA, 3375 nt
Organism: Colossoma macropomum (tambaqui)
Lineage: Eukaryota; Metazoa; Chordata; Actinopteri; Characiformes; Serrasalmidae
Gene: serpinh1a
Product: serpin peptidase inhibitor, clade H (heat shock protein 47), member 1a
Exons: 5
Coding region: 207-1418 (403 amino acids)
Biological process (GO): collagen fibril organization; negative regulation of endopeptidase activity
Cellular component (GO): endoplasmic reticulum
Molecular function (GO): serine-type endopeptidase inhibitor activity
Source: RefSeq, a predicted model, not a curated record
AGAACAGGGGGAGGUCUCUGUCCGCUCUGAGAGUGCAAUCAGAGUUCCUCAUUUUAAUAGAGCUUUCCCAGCUUCCAGAAGGUUCCUUUCUCUGUUAUAAAGCCAACCAGACGGAUUUGACUCUGUGAAGGCCGACACGUCAGAGACACAGUGGAAAGCUGAAAGACAUCUGGAAGGGUAGAAUCUCUGAAAUCAUCUCUAAAACCAUGUGGGUUAAAAGCCUGGUGGCGCUGUGCCUACUAGCCAGCGUUAGAGCAGAUAAAACCCUCAGCAGCCAUGCCAACAUCUUGGUGGACAGCAGCACCAACCUGGCCUUUGAUCUGUACCACAGCAUGGCCAAAGAGAAGGAUAUGGAGAACAUCUUGAUCUCCCCAGUGGUGGUGGCCUCCUCCCUGGGCCUGGUAGCUCUUGGAGGAAAGUCCACCACCGCCUCCCAGGUGAAAACAGUGCUCGGUGGCAAUAAAGUGAAGGAUGAACACCUCCACUCCAGCCUGGCUGAGAUCCUGACUGAGGUCAGCAACUCCACGGCCCGCAACGUCACCUGGAAGAUCAGCAACCGCCUGUAUGGUCCCAGCUCCGUCAACUUUGCUGACGACUUUGUGAAGAACAGCAAGAAGCAUUACAAAUACGAGCACGCCAAGAUCAACUUCAGGGACAAGCGAAGCGCAGUCAAUGCCAUCAACGAGUGGGCAUCCAAGUCCACCAGUGGCAAGUUGCCUGAGAUUACCAAAGACGUGGAGAAGACUGAUGGAGCCAUGAUCAUCAAUGCGAUGUUCUACAAACCGCACUGGGACGAGCAGUUUCAUCAUAAGAUGGUCGACAACCGUGGCUUCCUUGUGCAUCGCUCAUACACAGUGUCAGUACCCAUGAUGCAUCGCACAGGUAUUUAUGGUAUUUAUGAGGACAAAGCCAACAACCUCUUCGUACUGGAGAUGCCUCUGGCCCAUAAGAUGUCGUCUGUGGUGUUCAUCAUGACCUACCAUGUCGAGCCUCUGGAGAGAGUGGAGAAACUGCUGACUCGCAAGCAGGUGGACACCUGGCUGAGCAAGCUGGAGCAGAAGGCUGUUGCAGUGUCUUUACCGAAGGUCAGCAUGGAGGUCAGCCACAACCUCCAGAAACAUCUCGGCCAGCUUGGACUGACUGAGGCUGUGGACAAGGCUAAGGCUGACCUGUCCAACAUCUCAGGAAAGAAGGACCUCUACCUGUCCAACCUGUUCCAUGCCUCCGCUCUCGAGUGGGACACAGAUGGCAACCCUCCGGACACCAGCAUCUUUGGCACUGACAAGCUGAAGAACCCCAAACUCUUUUACGCUGACCAUCCCUUCAUCUUCCUGGUGAAAGACAAGAAGACCAACUCCAUCCUCUUCAUUGGCAGGCUGGUCCGGCCAAAGGGAGACAAGAUGAGAGAUGAAUUAUAAACCAUGCGCUAACUUAAACGUAUGUUUGAAUCUGAUAGCUGGCCUGUGUGUGUCUGGUGUGUAUGCAUGAGUGUGGGUGAGUGAGAGAAUUUUGUUAAUUUUUGACUGAAUUAAAGGAAUAGCUCAAUCAAACAUGCUAACAUGGCUAGCAAUGACUGGAAGUGAGUAUCCACCGAAUUAGCAUUAAGAAACUGGCAUAAUUCUUGUUGGGGGUUAUGUGCUUUCAAUCAUUGUUGGCAUUGCAUGGCAUUUUUCACUGAUUUAUUCCUUUAACAGAGGAGCAAGAGAGUGAAUAGUUUGCCUGAUACCUCAAGAGGACAUUCCAUACAAUCUGUGGACUGAUGUAUAGGUGCACUGUCCUGUCUCACAUACGUACACUCACUGGCCACUGUAUUAGAAACCCGUCCAUUGUAGCCAGUGUUGGGCUAGUUACUCAAAACAAGUAAUCCAUUACAAAUUACUCAUUACUUCUCUUAAACGAUAAUGAGAUUAUUUAUUAUGUCCUUGUGAUCAUGUUACUUUAUUUCUAACUGAGCCCCUAAAACCCAAACACAUCUGUACCAACUGCAAAGGGAACACCCAGUAGUUCUUAUCAGUAUUUUAUUUGGAAAGAAAUAGCUAAUCACAGCAUGGGGGUCUUUAUCUAUCAGUUUCAUAUUAGCAUGAUUAGAUGCUUCGACAGAUUGCUCUCUAACAGUUCCCGGCACUCACAUUAACAAUCAAAGCUGCACAGUUAGUUGUUGCAGGUUGCACAAUCACACACAAAUUACACACGAAGACAGCCACGGAUAAUCUACAUAGAGGAAACAUAUGCUUAAAAAGUGUAACACACAAUUUAUAUUGCUCUGUUAGAGACAUGAGUAACAGAAGUAACAAAAUCCUAUGAAGUGAGUAACUAUAAGGUGAUUAGAACUAAAUCUAAACUCUAACACCUAAUGCAAGUAACUGCAAGAAUUUACAGUUACUUGCAUUAGAAGCAUUAAAACUGUAAUAUGUAAUGAAAGUAGCAAAAUUCCUAUAAAUUCAGUAACUGUAAUGACAUUACAAGAAACUUACAUUGCAUUACCAUUGUAACGUGGUACCAUAAUGCCUUACUUUGUACUGCAUCAUUCCCAACACUAACUGUAGCUUCACCAUACUGGUUGUACGAUUAGGCACUGUAGCCCAUCCGCUGAUGCACAAUUUACUUUAUCCAUCCUCUAGCUCUUCAUCAGUGGUCAGUUUCCAAAUAAUAUCUCGUCGACAGUGAUCCUGUGGUCAGAAGCUGACCAAUAAUGAAUGGGGUAGAGGGGGGUCAAUGAAUGGGUAUAGUCUUUAAUUGUACACCUAUACAGUGGACCUAUAAGGUAGGUGAUUCCAAUAAAGUGGCCAGUAAAUGUAUACGUUUGCAGUGGUACACUAUUACGUGUUUUAUUCAAAAAAAGUAGUGCAACAUGGAAGAAAGUCUUCAUUAAACUUUCGUAAAGUUUACCAGAGUGUUACAGGCAGGUUAAGAGAAGAAUAGCAUGCUUAUAUUAAGUAUGAUGUCCAAGGGGUUGGCCUUGCAUCCAUUACUAGCAUUCCUCUCAGGGUUUUUGCUUUUUGUUUUUGUAUGGCCUUGCCGAGUUACCGACACUGCGUGCCAAAUGCUCUGCUUGUGAAAUAUUUGUGGGUUCGUGAAAUAUCUUUAAUGUUUGAAGUUGAAAAAGUUACCACAAGUGUUUUGCAAAGUGUACGUAGUGUAAAAUCUGGAGAGCAUUCCUCUCUAGCAAAAAAUCCACGCUCGAGUCUGGCCUGGUUCCAGUCCGCACUGAAAAUGCUCCUGUGCAUUACACAGCCUGUGAGAAUGAGGCUUAGCCUUAGACUGAACUUGCUGAACUCUGUUUUGUGUCACCGAGUUACGUCUGGUCAGUGUUGAUGUAUGAAAUUGUUUUUCUCUUUUUCCAAUAAAAUCAGCACCACUAAAAAAUCCCAUUGA